Solanum pennellii is the source of this 2037-nucleotide messenger RNA. RefSeq names its product high affinity nitrate transporter 2.7. The record is from RefSeq and is a predicted model, not a curated record. Gene Ontology annotation, biological process: transmembrane transport. Bases 188 to 1705 code for a protein of 505 amino acids. Gene Ontology annotation, molecular function: nitrate transmembrane transporter activity. The transcript has 2 exons. Lineage: Eukaryota; Viridiplantae; Streptophyta; Magnoliopsida; Solanales; Solanaceae.
AUGGGCGCAUGCAGCAUCUGAGCGUUGAAUUUAAUUGAACUCAAUAAUUUGAAUUGAACAAAUUUAUAUGUAAAUACUCACAAAUGAUUUUAAUUGAUUUUAUUCAUAGUCGAACAUAAUUUUAAUUUUCAAAUACAAAUAUACGAAUAUCACUUCAAAAACAAAAGUUUAUUUUUUCUCAAUUUUCAUGAUCAAGUAUAAAUGGUGGUGCUUGGAAGCUCUGUUUUCUCAUCAAUCUACUCACGUUAACCUUCACUAUAAAUAUAGUACUUGCUCAAGUUUUCUAAAUUCAAUUCACUCAAUAGCCAUAGCCAUGGAAGAAGAACAAUCACACUCCAAAAUCGAUCAAUCUCCUAAUAAUUUCUCCAUAGCCGUAGAUUAUGAUCACAAAGCCACAGAAUUCCGCCCAUUUUCACUAUCUUCACCUCACAUGCGAGCUUUCCAUCUCGCAUGGCUCUCUCUAUUUUCGUGUUUCUUCUCUACUUUCGCAAUCCCUCCACUUCUCGAAGUUAUUCGUAAGGAUCUCAAUCUCACCCAAACUGAUAUCGGCACAGCCGGAAUCGCCUCCUUCAUCGGUUCUAUUUUCUCCCGCCUUGCGAUAGGACCUGCCUGCGACGUGUUCGGUCCACGUGUUGCCUCCGCCACCCUGUCACUCCUCACUGCUCCGGUAGUCCUCUCCACCUCUCUAAUCUCCUCCGCGAAAAGCUUCAUAUUAGUUCGAUUCCUCAUCGGAUUUAGCUUGGCUAAUUUCGUAGCGAGUCAAUUUUGGAUGAGCUCUAUGUUUUCCGGAUGUACUGUUGGGCUUGCUAAUGGAUUCGCUGCCGGUUGGGCAAAUGUAGGAUCUGGCGUGACUCAAUUAGUCAUGCCGCUCGUAUAUACUCUGUUCACUACCUGCUUUAACGUUCCUUCGUUCAUCUCAUGGCGUAUUGCGUUUAUUUUACCAGCGAUAUUUCAAGCGGCGACAGCGAUUUUGGUACUCGUAUACGGCCAGGACUUACCUGAUGGAAACUACAAACAUAAAAUUACAAAUAAUCAAAGUGAAAAUUUCUGCAACGUACUUUUUAAUGGGCUGAAGAAUUACAGGGGAUGGAUAUUGGGAUUGACGUAUGGAUUUUGUUUCGGAGUUGAAUUGACUACCGAUAAUAUAAUAGCAGCUUAUUUUUACAAUCGGUUUCAUGUGAAUAUUGAAAUGGCAGGGGCGAUUGCAGCGAGCUUUGGGCUAGCGAAUUGUGUGUCGAGGCCUGUGGGCGGGAUUGUUUCUGAUAAAAUGGGGAAGAGAUUUGGGAUGAGAGGGCGGUUAUGGAGUUUGUGGGCGGUGCAGACGGUGGCUGGAUUGAUGUGCGUGCUGCUUGGCCGAGUAAAUACAAUUUUGGCGUCUGUUCUGGUUAUGGCGUGCUUUUCGUUGUUUGUUCAAGCUGCUUCGGGACUCACGUUUGGCAUUGUGCCAUUCGUAUCCAAAAGGUCAUUAGGUGUAAUAUCAGGCAUGACAGGAAGUGGUGGGACUUUAGGCGCAGUUAUAACACAGCUCCUGCUAUUUUCAGGUUCCACAAAAUUCUCAACUCAAACAAGCAUAUCAAUUAUGGGCUUAAUGAUGAUUGUCUUUACUCUGCCUAUUACACUUAUCUACUUCCCCAAGUGGGGAGGAAUGUUCUGUGGUCCUUCAAAUAUUCAUCAAUAUGAUGAAAACUACCACCUACUACAUUAAGACUCAUCUUGGAUCCACAAAAUUUAAUUGAGUACUAAAGUAUAUAUAGCUAGGAGUUUAAAAUAGCAAUUUGUAUGUAUCAUGUUAUUUUGAUAUCGUUGUGAGUAGUUAUUAGUUAUUGAUAAUGUCGGUGUGUGGAGUGUCUAUAAUACAAUUUAAGAGAGCGUCUAGAUCUACACAGAAAAUUAUUCCGAGCAUAAUGUGGGGCGAAACUAGAAGCUCAUGGGUUUAGUCGAACUCAAUAACUUUUGCUCAAAUAAUGUAUUUUAUGUAUUGAGAAGUUUAAAAUAUGCAUAAAUAAUAACUUUAAAACUCAGUCAUUCAACACUUAA